Messenger RNA from Sclerotinia sclerotiorum 1980 UF-70, 7338 nucleotides. RefSeq lists its product as hypothetical. The coding region runs from base 1 to 7338 and encodes 2445 amino acids. Gene Ontology annotation, cellular component: fungal-type cell wall. Lineage: Eukaryota; Fungi; Ascomycota; Leotiomycetes; Helotiales; Sclerotiniaceae. Gene Ontology annotation, biological process: fungal-type cell wall (1->3)-alpha-glucan biosynthetic process. Gene Ontology annotation, molecular function: alpha-1,3-glucan synthase activity. The record is from RefSeq and is a predicted model, not a curated record. The transcript has 3 exons.
AUGUUCGCGCGAAAUUUCGUUGUACUGUGCAGCGUCUUGUUGAAUACACAGGUCAAUGCAUUGCGUUACGAGAAAGAAUAUGUUGGCUAUAACCUGAAUACGAAUGAGUCGGCGACAUCACCUUUUGAUUAUUCUGGAAAAUGGGACGGACAUGAAUUCUUCCCAUCACCCGAGAAUUGGCGUUUCCCUUUCUAUUCCUUCUUCUUAGACAAAUUCGUUAAUGGAGAUCCAACCAACGAUGACAUUAAUGGUACUCAUUUCGAAACCGAUUUCAUGCAAACCCAAUUACGACAUGGCGGUGAUCUUCAGGGUCUCAUUGAUAGUCUGGAUUAUAUACAAGGAAUGGGUGUAAAGGGAAUCUAUAUCGCCGGAAGUCCUAUGAUCAAUAUGCCCUGGGGUGCGGAUCAGUAUUCUCCUUUGGAUUUUAGUCUUCUCGAUCAACAUUUUGGAGAUAUCGAUAUGUGGAGGAAAACCACCACUGCCAUCCACGACAGGGGAAUGUAUGUUAUUCUCGACAAUACUAUGGGAACCAUGGGGGAUUUGAUCGCUUUUAAAGGUUACGAGAACUCUUCGACCCCAUUUACUCUAGUCGAGCACGAAGUUCUUUGGCGUGACCCAAACCGUCAAUAUUUGGAUUUUGCCUUCGGCGAGAAGUACAAUAAAACUUGCAACUACCCUAGGUUUUGGCUUGAUGAUGGAUAUACCGUCAAGGAUGAUGUCACGGAUCUCAUGAAUGGUUGCUAUGAUUCCGAAUUUGAUCAAUAUGGUGAUACCGAAGCUUUUGGUGUCUUUCCCGAUUGGCAGCGUCAAUUAUCAAAGUUUGCCUCUGUCCAGGAUCGUUUGAGAGAAUGGCUCCCUUCUGUAAGAACCAAAAUCGAGAUCUUCACUUGCAUGAUCAUCCUACAACUAGACAUCGAUGGACUGCGUGUGGACAAAGCAACUCAGAUUACGGUCGAUGCAUUGGGAAGUUUUAGUCACGCGGUUAGGGAAUGCGCACUAUCUGUGAAUAAGGAGAAUUUCAUGGUUACCGGUGAAAUUACUGGUGGUAACACUUUUGGUAGUAUUUACCUUGGGCGUGGACGUCAACCUGAUAUGCUACCGCCUAGCAUUCCAGAUGCGGUCAAAAUGACCUCCAAUUCCAGUUUAUCAUACUUCAUCCGUGAUCCUGGCCAAAACGCUCUCGACUCUGCUGCUUUCCACUACACUGUUUAUCGCACGCUGACUAGAUUCUUGGGAAUGGAUGGAAACUUGGAGAGUGGAUACGAUGCACCCCCUAACUGGGUAGAAAUGUGGAACAUAAUGCUCCAAACGAACGAUUUUAUCAACCCCAAUACUGGAGUCUUUGAUCCAAGACACAUGUACGGAACUAGCAAUCAAGAUGUUUUCAGAUGGCCAGCUAUCCAGAAUGGAACUCAAAAGCAACUUUUAGCCCUGUUCAUUACCACUAUACACAUGCCUGGUAUACCUUUACUUCUGUGGGGUGAAGAGCAAGCCUUUUAUGUCUUGGACAACACGGCCGACAAUUAUCUAUUCGGUCGACAAGCUAUGUCACCUUCUCAAGCAUGGCAAACUCACGGAUGCUACACCCUCGGUAGUGGUACCUAUUAUAAAUAUCCCAUGGAUUCUUGCACGCGCGGUUGUCAUGAUGAUUGGAAUAGUCGUGAUCAUAGAGAUCCAUCCCACCCAGUUCGAAAUAUCAUCAAGGCGAUGUUCCAAAUGCGAGCCAAUUUCCCGGUCUUGAACGAUGGGUGGUAUUUGCAACAACUCUCCAACCAGACAUACGAAAUCUUAUUACCCGGUAGCAACGGUACAGCCACUGAAACCGGAAUGUGGAGUACUUUGCGAGGUCAAUAUGAUGGUAUUCAGGAUUUUUCCAAGGCUGGUGGCCAGGCAAACCAGUCUGUUUGGCUGGUUUACCACAACGUUUAUGAUACAGUAACUUACAAUUUCGAUUGUAGUAGCAACGACUCCCUGGUUGCUCCCUUCGUUAGUGGCACCACAGUCAAGAACCUGUUCUAUCCUUAUGAAGAGGUCACGUUAAAAGCAGGACCUUUCCAGUUAGGAAUUGCAAAUCAAACAGGCUUCAAUGGCUGCCUUGACAGCGUCACCCUGGUUAUGUACGAAUAUAAGGCAUAUGUGCCAAAGGAUACCUGGGUUGGACCUUCACCUAUGAUAACUGCGUUCUCUCCAGGACAUGAUGCAAGACUUACCUCGGCAGUUGCUCCCGGGCAACAAGAAACCAUCGAGAUUCAAAUCGAUUUCAGUGACGAAAUGAAGUGUUCCGAUAUUCUUUCGGGCAUGGUAAUAUCCUCUAAGACAGAGGAUGGAACGGUUGCAAAAUUAGCCAAUGCUACCGGUGAAUACUCUUGCACAUUACUUCCUAACCCAGUUAAUGUCACCGACUUCGUUGGAUCGAUUCCCACUCGUUGGAGUUUCAAAGGUAACCUUACCAAUGUGUCUAACGGUGUCCAUUCUAUUACACUCACCAACGUCACGAGUGCCUCUGGAAAUUCUUCAACUGGAUCAACAGAUACAUUUUUAAUUCGCGUUGGACAAGUUGACAACCCUCUGGUUUUCCCUGGCUCUGCAAAUUAUACACGACAGUUGCUCCACAAGCACGACAAUGGUACUUUGUACGUCAGUCACAAAGCUGCUGGAGCAGAUUUAUUCAAGUACUCCUUGAAUUGGGGAACUUCGUGGUCCGAAUGGUUGCCAUACGCUGGUGGAAACACAACGCUGGAAAAACAGCCCUGGAGUGGUACAAGCAAACAAAAAUGGGAGGGAGAGCACGUCAUCAUGCAAUAUUGGAGUAAACUCACUGGCAGCAGUGAUGUUGUACAACAUUCUGAUCUUGAGACAAAUACAUAUUCGCGUCGUCUUCCGCAUCUGUUCGCCAAUGGUCCAUUUAACCAAUAUGGAUAUGAUACUGGUCUUGAAAAUGAAUUCAGCUUGAAUAAGGAGAACAGUCUCUGGGAAUUCAAAUUUAUGACUGAAUGGCCAGCUGAUCAAACUGUUGUCAUGGGAGACAUCGACCUUGACAAUAUCCUUGACCGCAUGCCUCCUUCGUCGCUUUCCACGGCACUUAUUAACAUAACACGUGUACCUCCAUCACCAUAUCUCGGUUACAAAGUUGCAAUCGACGAUGGAAAUUAUAGAUACUAUCAAAUUCCCUAUGGAAACCGUUCAUACCAAGUGUUGAUGGUGGUCCUUUUCUGGAUUGUUCCUGUCCUCACUGGUGGUCUCAGUAUCUGGCUCUUCAUGAAAUCUUUCUACGCCGUCAAGCUCAACAGUGUUGGUGUCAAGGAGACAAAGAACUACAUUCCACUGGCCAUUCGCAGAAAGUUGAAGAGGGAUAAAGAUGACCAUAACGAGAAAGAAAUGACUGUUAUGGGAGGACUACACUCCAUGUUUCACGAAAACGCUACUCAGCUUGGACUCCAAGCUGACCCUGUAUCUACUGGAAGACGAACUGUGCUUAUCGCUACCAUGGAAUACGAUAUCGAAGAUUGGGCAAUCAAGAUCAAGAUUGGUGGUCUCGGUGUCAUGGCACAAUUGAUGGGAAAGAAUUUGGGUCAUCAAGAUCUCAUCUGGGUUGUUCCUUGUGUUGGUGGAAUUGACUAUCCUGUUGAUCAACCAGCUGAACCUAUGGAUGUCACGAUCCUUGGAAAUUCCUACACUAUUCAAGUUCAGUACCAUGUUCUGCGAAACAUUACUUACGUUCUUCUCGAUGCACCAGUCUUCAGAGCUCAAUCUAAAUCCGAGCCGUACCCAGCUCGUAUGGAUGAUUUAGACUCAGCCGUCUACUACAGUGCCUGGAAUCAAUGUAUCGCUCUUACUAUCAAACGUUUCCCUGUCGAUUUGUACCACAUCAACGAUUACCACGGAGCCGUUGCACCAGUCCAUCUUCUUCCAGAAACCAUUCCAUGUUGUUUGUCCCUUCACAACGCUGAGUUCCAAGGUUUAUGGCCAAUGCGUAACCAAAAGGAAAGAUCCGAAGUUUGUCAAGUUUACAAUAUUCCCGAAGAGGUCGCUAUCAAGUAUGUUCAAUUCGGAGAUGUGUUCAAUUUACUCCACGCCGGUAGUUCUUAUCUUAGAAUUCAUCAAAAGGGUUUCGGUGCCGUUGGUGUCAGUAAGAAAUACGGAAAGCGUUCUUGGGCAAGAUAUCCUAUUUUCUGGGGAUUGAGUAAAAUUGGUAACCUUCCUAACCCUGAUCCUUCUGAUACUGGAGACUGGAGCGGUGCCCAAGACUCAUUGGCCAAGACAACUGUCAACCAGGAUUUCGAAGCUCAGAGAGGUGAGCUCAAAAGACAAGCUCAGGAAUGGGCUGGUCUUGAGCAAAACCCUAAAGCUGAGCUCUUGGUUUUCGUCGGUAGAUGGUCCAUGCAGAAGGGUAUCGAUUUGAUUGCUGAUGUUAUGCCCGCUGUUUUGGAGGAAAAUCCAAAUGUCCAACUUAUUUGCGUUGGUCCUGUUAUUGAUCUUUACGGAAAAUUCGCCGCCCUGAAAUUAGAUGUCAUGAUGACGAAAUACAAGGGUCGUGUCUUCAGUAAACCCGAGUUCACUGCUCUUCCACCAUUCAUCUUCUCCGGAGCAGAAUUCGCCUUGAUUCCAUCCAGAGAUGAGCCUUUCGGACUUGUCGCUGUCGAGUUUGGUAGAAAGGGAGCUUUGGGUAUCGGUGCCCGUGUCGGUGGUCUUGGUCAAAUGCCUGGUUGGUGGUUCACUGUCGAGUCUACUACGACAACACAUAUGCUUCAUCAAUUCAAACAAGCCAUCAAAGAAGCCUUGGCCUCAAAGUUGGAGACUCGUCAAAUCAUGAGAGCACGAUCCGCCAAACAACGUUUCCCAGUCGCACAAUGGGUUACUGAUCUCGAGACAUUGCAAAGUAAAGCUAUUAAAAUCCACGACAGGGAAGAAGCAAAACACAGCGGUAGACCAAGAUCUAGGGGACGAGAAGGAUCAAACCUCUUGUACUCUUCCGCUAAGAGAGUGUCUAGUUUUAAUACCAGUUUGGCUAGUACAUCACAACUUGACGUUGCUAGUACUAUUGGAGGUUCCACAAGACCAUCCUCUCCAACUCGCGUUGAAAAGCCAGCAGCUGGAGGACUUAGCCGAAAGCUUUCUCUAGGAUACCGGGCUGGUCCAGGACAUCGCCCGAACAAGAAGGGGUACAAUGAGGGCGAGGGAUCGUUCCAAGCAGGAGGUCCGGGUACAGUCGACGAAGGACUGACUGAUGUGGAUGAAGACUCUGAUGAUGACGAUGACCAAGUCCGUGACGACAUAUACGACGAAUACGUCCUCACACCUGAAGAAUUAGAAGCUCAGAGACAACAAGAGCAAUGGAAAGGACGGUCUGAUAGUCCUGCCGGCGGCGCCUUCCUCGCACCACAACCAGGAUAUUUGGACUCCCCACGCCGAAGUCCAAAUGCUAAUACUGCCAGUUUACAUAUUAAUGAUUCUGAAUUAUCGUUGCCACGACUCAAGGAUGGUUCAAAUAUUUAUUCCACUCACUCGAUACCUGGUUCGCCGGGUUUGGAGUCACCAGGAGCGCAUGAGUCUUUGCUCCCACCUCCUUCUGUCUUUGGUGAAAACAAUGCAAACAGAGCUUCCAUGCUUAGUUUGAGUUCAGUUAUUGGAGACAAAACUGAUUUCAAACUCCAAAAGGUCGAUCCAUUCUUCACUGAUACCCAAGGAGAAUACUACCAACAAUUUGCCAAGAAUCUUGAUACUUUGGAUGGAAAGAACAGUGAAACAGCAUUGUGUAUCGAAGAAUACCUUAUGAAAUCCGAAAAGAAAUGGUUCGAUAGAUUCCGUGAUGCAAGAUUAGGAAGAAACUCUGUUGCACCUGCAUUUUCUGCCCUAGGCAGUGGACGAAAAUCCCACGACAGCCGCGGACGAUCCAACAGCCAAGAUAGCUUCACAAAUGAUACCAUUGUCCACUCGAGGCAAAACUCCAGUCAAGACGACAUGGCACUCACAGGUGGUUCUGCCAAUGACCAGUUCUUGCUUGGCAAAGACUAUAAACCACCUACAGGUCUGCGUCUAGUCAUGCAAUAUCGCUUCUUUGAUUGGCCCGUCUAUUCAUUCUUACUCGCCUUUGGUCAAAUCAUCGCUGCUAAUUCUUAUCAAAUAACACUUCUUACUGGUACUGUGGGUCAAACUGCAGAGAAACUUUACAUCACGGCAACCAUCUAUCUCGUUACUUCUAUCAUGUGGUGGGAAGUUUUCUCCUUCUUCAAGUCAAUCUACGUCCUCAGUGUCCCAUUCAUCUUCUACGGAUUAGCCUUUUUCCUCCUCGGUAUGGCUCCUUUCGUUUCCAGUACUGAUGGCAGAGGUUGGGUCCAAAAUGUUGCUACUGGUAUCUAUGCUGUGGCCGCAUCCUCAGGAAGUAUAUUCUUCGCGUUGAACUUUGGAGACGAAGGAGGAGCCCCCGUCAAAGCCUGGGUAUUCCGCUCCUGUAUCAUUCAAGGAACACAACAAGCUUACGUCGUCAUUCUCUGGUUCUGGGGAAGUUACCUCAACAGACGACAAGCCGAUGGUCUCGGAGCCUCUUUCACAUCUGCCAGUCCCAAGAUGUCCGCUGUCGUGAUUCCGAUUGCCAUUCUCAUGUGGGUGGUUGGCCUGGUCACUUUCCUUGGAUUGCCGGAAUAUUAUCGACAAGCUCCUGGAAAAGUUCCUUCUUUCUAUGCCUCGCUCUUCAGACGUAAGAUUGUCAUGUGGUUCUUCGUUACGGUCCUCAUUCAGAAUUUCUUCCUCUCGACGCUCUAUGGUCGUAACUGGCUUUACCUCUUCUCAUCCAACCAUGCUCCUACAUGGGCUAUUAUUCUUCUCAUCAUCUUCUUCUUUGGAUUCCUAUGGGCAAUGUUCCUCUGGUUCUUUGCAAUCUUGAGUAAAGAUCACAGUUGGGUUCUACCAAUUUUCGCCAUCGGUCUCGGAGCCCCUAGAUGGUGUCAAAUGCUUUGGUCUUGCAGUCCUAUGGGACAAUAUGUACCAUGGGUUGGUGGUGGUCUCGCUAGCGCCAUCUUCUCAAGAUCUUUGUGGCUUUGGCUCGGUAUGCUCGAUGCACUUCAAGGUGUUGGAUUCGGUAUGCUUUUGCUUCAAACACUUACUCGUGUCCACAUCGCUUUCACUCUCAUUGCUGCUCAAGUUUUGGGAUCAAUAGCUACUAUGGUAGCGAGAGCCUGUGCACCGAAUAAUAUAGGACCGGGUCCCAUUUUCCCUGAUUUCAGUGAUGGAGCUGGUGGUUUGGGUAAUGCAUGGUUUUGGGUUGGAUUAUUAUUACAACUGGUAAUUUGUGGAGGAUUUUUCACAUUCUUUAGAAAGGAGCAACUUAGCAAACCUUAG